Gloeophyllum trabeum ATCC 11539 is the source of this 1653-nucleotide messenger RNA. RefSeq lists its product as uncharacterized. NCBI's taxonomy places the organism in Eukaryota, Fungi, Basidiomycota, Agaricomycetes, Gloeophyllales, Gloeophyllaceae. The coding region runs from base 1 to 1653 and encodes 550 amino acids. The record is from RefSeq and is a predicted model, not a curated record. The transcript has 7 exons.
AUGGCGUUCCGAUUCAGCACACUACCCCCUGCGAUCCUCGAAGAGUGUACCUUUCAUGUGGCGACCUCCUCUGGAUGGGACUCUUCUGCCGACCUCAGAAGCCUCCUGUCCGUUAGCCGUGGACUUGCCGCCACAUUGUCUCCCGCAUCAGCCCCUGAGCUCUACGCACGUAUAUUCUGUGCAUACUUCCCUGUCACCCACUUCAUCGCCCCAAGCCCUGCUCUCACCGAUGCAUCUCUGGCUGAGGAGCUUAUCGAAAGACUCCGCCUGGUCCAUAGGAUCCGGAGCUGUCGAUUCGAGGAGAAUACCAUCAGAGCAGAUAUGUGGCGUUUACAGCUCAUGAUUCUCGAGAGCAACGGGGCCACCAUCGAGUCGUUGCAAAGGGUCGGUAUAUCGAGCUUCUUGACUACCUUCCUGCAGACGCGGUUCUAUCCGGCGGGUCAUGGCUGGCCGUUAGCAGAUGAUGUUCGUUCUCUGGCUAUGUGGCUGGCGUGGUACACAUCCUCGGCCGAGUCAUUGAAAAGUGAAUCGCUGGAGACCCGAGAACAAGUCUUGACCCGGGUGCGACCAUUCGCAAUGGCCUGUCCUCAAAUGGCCUCGUCACUCAGGGCUUUCAGCUCGCUAUCGGAAGCCGGGGGGUUAUCUGAUAUAAAUGGACGCUCCGCCCAGCGCCUCUGCGCCGUGACCUCUUUUUCUCAGACGCUUACUCUAUCCUGCCCGGAUUUGUCGUCAGCGGCGAUACUCCUGACGUUUGCGAGAAAAAAUGCCCUGGUAGUGCAUAUCCCGCAGCACCUCAACAGAGGAAUGGUAUCCCAGGGCACGGGGCCGACGUACAAGGACUGCUAUCAGUUUCAAGCACAGUCGAUCGUGCUGCUCAGGUCUCCUAGCGUCCUCCGGAAUCAAACCCUAGUGUCGAACGGGCGCGGUCAGUCGCUUGGGCAGGGGGAGUGCGAAUGCGAUCUCCGCCGGCUCUUCAUAGGCGUCGGGCAUCGGGAUAGCGAGGAAUCGGCGCCGGAGAGACCGCUCUAUCUCCUGGGCAAGUUGACCGGAUCUUGGGUCGGUAAGAUACUUGUCGCGCCCCCCAUGGCCAUUUCCAGCGCCGCCUCUGCCGCUCAGCUGCCGGAUUUUAUAUGCCAGCGACCCUUACGAUGUAACAUCCGCGAAUACCUCCGACAUGAUUCCAGUACCGAAAUAUCUCAGCGCGCGGACCGCUGGUGCCUAAAUGACGAAAAUGCCCUUUCGUUCUGUCAAGAUAUCCAACGUUUUCGCGUGGUGCAUGCCCAAGAUAGUAUCGAGCUCCAUGAGAAGACUUCAGGACAGAUUCAGAGAUACAGCCUUGCAGAAGGUGGCGCGCGAGUCACUCGGUCAGGCUGGCCCGCAGACGUCCUGAUCGCGGGAGAAACUGACGCGGAGCACGAUCGGGCGUGGGGCGCUUUCGUGUACAUUGGUAAGGUGCGGGUUCGCGACGGGUGGGUCGUCCUCAAGAGGCAACCAAAACGGCCAAACGACGAGUCCCAGCCUGAGUAUGGCUCAUGGGUGUUUGAAGGAUACGUACACGCCGGGUCGUCGUUUGUUGGUCGGUGGCGUCCAGAUCCGACUUUGGACGCCUCUGGCAAUUGCGAAGGCAUUUUUCAGCUCAAGAAAGGGGCUUGA